GCAAACACAUGGCUAAGCUUGGCUUCCUUUAUUAUUAUGGUUUUAGUUCUCAAUAUGAUGCAGCUUUCUGCAUUAGAUAGUCUACUCUCAUUUACUUGUUUCUUGGAGCAAUUACCAAGCAUGUUUCCUUCAAAACAUUGCUUUAUUGUAUUGAUCUAUCCUUAAUUAUUCAUUGUGCUCUCUUUAAGUUAUUUUCAUGUGCAGUUAGCAAGUCAUAUUUACAUCCGAAGAUGUUUUAUUUUUAUUAGAGUUUUUCUAGCUUUAACAAUUCUACACAUCGCUUGGGGUUGCUUUCUUUUUUUUUUUUUUAAUAUGGAUGAUCUUAUAAACAUUGCUCAAAUCUGGCGUCACGAAAACAUCUGAUUUUGUUGGUAAUUUAGAUGAACUACUGCUAACCAAUGUGCAAUAUACUACCUUCAAGCUUUCAUGCCUUUCUAGCCAACAUGAUACAUUGACAUGAUAACUAGGUUUGGUUUACAAACAAUAUUUACAGCUUCCUCUUUCUGUUAUCUAUUAGUUCUAUUCCAUUCCAAUGCCACGUUGACUGAUGGAGAUUUAGCUAUUAAGUAGAUGAAGUUAGCAUUUGGCAAAAUUUAGGUCAGGAGACUAUAUAAAGCACUUAUAAAGUCUGGUUACAUCUUGAGGCGAGUAUCUUUUUAUGCAGAAAACUCGAAGUUGUUCCAGUAUUUUCCUCAUGGCUUGAAAGAUUUUAGCUGUAUUGUUUCCUUGCAUCACUCAUAGCAGAUCAUCGGAACCACAGUAUAUUAAUCAGUUAGCCUCUAAAUUAACCAGACUCGUAUGUAUUAACUACUGAAAGGUUAUUAAUCUCCAUCAGUGCCAAUCAGUGCCUAUUUUUUUUUAGCUUUUUGUCUAACAUUGGAUACCUCACUCACUUCCUAUUUCAUUCAUAAUCUAUUAAUCCGGUUUGACUCUUCACUUUCAUUUGCAGGUUGUCAUGUGAGCUAACAUGCAGGCAGUCACGUAAGUGGCUUAGCACCAAAUCUUUAACAACACGGUUUACUUUUUUUGAGAGUGGACGUUGACCACCGUGCAAACUACGAUGAGUGUUAUUAAAUAGAGUCAACUGGCCUUGGAAGGAUGGAGUAGGGCUAUUGAAGUCCAAAUACUCCAUUCAAAAGAAUAUUAUCCUGAUGUUGUUGAAGGGUGAAUAGCUUCCUACGGAAGAUCCUGUGGAGCCAAAGUAAUAUUUUCUGAUCUACGCAUAGGCACAACCAUGCCUCACUACAAGUAGCCAAUCUAUUAAUGAAAUUUGACAUGAUGAAGCUUUCACCGGGCUCAUCUUGCUCCAUCCUCUCCUUCAGCCUCCUUCCAGUAUCACUCAUUUCCUUUCUCUUCUUCGUCAUAUACCCCAACGAAUUCCGCCUCCAAUCUUUACUUACCUCAAGCAGUCACUGCACCAACUCCUCUUCCGUUGCUGCCUUGGUCGAGUCAGUGACACCAAAGUCAGACUUUCGACUAUUGAUGGGUAUCCUCUCCCUCCCUGACAACUAUGAGCGUCGUCACCUCUUGCGCGAUGUCUAUGCCCUCCAGUUCAGAGACUUCCCCGGUGCUACCAUUGACGUGCGCUUUGUCUUUUGCAACUUGACCAAGGAUGAAGAACGCAUACUAGUGGGUGUGGAGAUCUUGCUCCAUAGAGACAUCAUAAUCCUCAAUUGUCAAGAGAAUAUGGACCGAGGAAAGACCUACACCUACUUCUCUACUGUGGCUAAGCUUUUCUCUCAUGCACCCUAUGACUACGUGAUGAAAGUAGAUGAUGAUGCGUACUUUCGGUUGGGCAAGUUAGCAGAGUUGUUAAGGGAAAUGCCACGAGCAGAGGUAUACUAUGGGCUAAACAAUUGGUGCUCGACAAGGCACAAAGUGCCAGAGUAUAUGUUAGGGAUGGGCUAUGGAUUGUCAUGGGACCUGGUAGAGUGGGUGGCUACAUCAGACAUCCCGAGGAAGCAUGCUGUGGGGCCGGAGGACUUCCAAACAGGAGUGUGGAUCAAGGAAGGGAAAAAUGGGACUAGGACGUUCUAUAAUAUGGAGCCGCGAAUGCAUGACUUCAAUGAAGAAGAGUCAUCCACGUGUUAUCGACACGAUAUGAUUCCAGAUUCCAUGACAGUCCACAAGCUCAAGAGCCGCCAACGGUGGGCGGCGACUCUAAGUUACUUCAAUGUCACUGCUGGGGUGUAUCCCUCCAAGCUAUACCAUUUGAAUUGAUAUCAAUUCAUGUUUUCCCUUUUUGUUUGUGUUCAUGUAUUAUUACUUAUAAACAUUCUAUUUGACUGAAUUCAUGUUGUCCUAUGAUUUACUUGAACCGUCAAACUUUGAGUAUGAUUCCAUUG
Molecule: messenger RNA, 2345 nt
Organism: Zingiber officinale
Lineage: Eukaryota; Viridiplantae; Streptophyta; Magnoliopsida; Zingiberales; Zingiberaceae
Product: beta-1,3-galactosyltransferase pvg3-like
Exons: 3
Coding region: 1264-2220 (318 amino acids)
Cellular component (GO): Golgi membrane
Molecular function (GO): hexosyltransferase activity
Source: RefSeq, a predicted model, not a curated record